Messenger RNA from Opisthocomus hoazin, 969 nucleotides. The record is from RefSeq and is a predicted model, not a curated record. Lineage: Eukaryota; Metazoa; Chordata; Aves; Opisthocomiformes; Opisthocomidae.
AUGUCACAAAGCGAAGGUGCCGUCGGCACCUACAAGAAAUGGGAUUUCGACGCGAGGAUGGAGGUGGAGAAGCAAGACCGGAGGAAAGUGCCUAAAGGAGCCUUUUCUCCAGAGAGAGCCAUCACGCUGCUGUACGUGCUUCUGGCCCUCGCCUUCGUGCUCUUCACGACUCUCGCCAUCGUGAAUCUCCAGAGAGUAUCUGCAGCGUGGGAGGCAUUGGAACAAGCCCGGACGCGGAGCGAGAACAGCCACGCGACAGCGUGGCACAACCUCUCGGAGGUCCAGCACGCCCUCGAUCAACAGCUGUCUGCCGAGCUCGAGGUGAUUCACAGCCGACUUCUGAACGUGUCGCGAGAAGUGGAGAACGCGCGGUGGAAGAUGACGCAGUGCAAAGCAGGGUGCGGGAAGGAGCUGUCGGAUCGCGUCCGUGUCCUGGAGGAAAGGGACACGCUGGAGCCAGUGCUGCGGCAGCUGGCGGAGGUGAAGCAGGAGCAGAGCCGCGCGUCGGCACUUCUUGACGCGGCGUUGGAGGGGACGCGCAACCUCUCAGAAAUUCUCUGCAUGAGUUGUCCUGCCGGCUGGCAGCAGUUUGCCAAAACCUGCUAUUUCUUCUCUGCCACCACCAAACCCUGGCCGAGCGCUGCAGACUUCUGCGCCGGCUUCAACGCCCACCUGGCCGUCAUCGACAGCGAGCAGGAGAACAAAUUUCUGGCAAAUCACAUCAUGGGCAAUCGGGUGUUCUGGCUGGGCCUGACCGACGCGCACAAAGAAGGCGACUGGCAGUGGGUGGACGGCCGCUCCCUCUCUCUCACGUACGUUUUUAGCCUCAUCGGAGGGUUCUGGAACAGCGGAGAACCCAACAACGUGGGCCACCACGGCGAGGACUGUGUCACCAUCUACUCCAGCGGCCACUGGAACGACGCUACCUGUUCCAACAGCGAGGCCUGGAUCUGCGAGCGCAGCUGCUAA